Messenger RNA from Sturnus vulgaris (Common starling), 1661 nucleotides. RefSeq names its product queuosine-tRNA galactosyltransferase (gene QTGAL). The record is from RefSeq and is a predicted model, not a curated record. Lineage: Eukaryota; Metazoa; Chordata; Aves; Passeriformes; Sturnidae.
UAACAGGUUCCCUAUCUAUAAGUAAUUUUAACAGACUUGGGCUCUCCCUUUGCAAACACAGCCAGUGUAUCACUGGGCUGAUCUCUCAGGCCUUUGCAUGAAGUGAAGGAAAUGUGUUUUGUUCUGAGACACUGAAGGAGUUUUGGGAAUUGUUGGCUUUUUAGGGCAAUUAGAACAGUGGUAGCUGAACAGAUAAAGCCCUCCUCUCUGCUUUCUAACCACUUUUAAAAUCUUUCAGGUAUGUUUUCCUGCUGUGUGUGCACCUCUGAAGCAAGGGGCUGUAGGAGGAAAGCUGCAGCUGGAAUGGCAGAGUGUGGAACUGCAUCACAGAUCAACUUCCAAUGUGCUUUAGAGCAGUUUCUAUCAUUCUGCCUGUUCACAACAGUGAAUGCUGGUUAGAUGAAUGCCUAAAGUCAGUUUGGGAACAAGAUUUUAAAGGAACCAUGGAGCUGUCAAUUUUUAAUGAUGCCAGUAAGGAUGGUUCAGCUGAAAUAAUUGAAAAAUGGAAGAUCAAGUUGGAAGAAGUUGGUGUUUCAGUAGUCAUUGGGACCAAUGAUUCCUCUCAGCCUCGAGGUGUUGGAUUUGCUAAAAAUCAAGCAGUAAUUCAGAGCUCAGGAACCUAUCUUUGCUUUCUGGAUUCAGAUGAUGUGAUGAUGCCACAGCGGGUUAGGCUGCAGCACCAAGUUGCCAUUCAACACCCAAACAGUAUUAUUGGUUGCCAAGUCAGAAGAGAGCCACUGGACUCCACUGAGCGAUACACUCGCUGGAUCAAUAACCUGACCCAGGAACAACUUCUUACACAGGUGUUCACCUCUCAUGGGCCUACUGUGAUCAUGCCAACCUGGUUCUGUUCUCGAGAGUGGUUUUUUCAUGUGGGAAGAUUUGAUGAGGGUGGAAAGGGUGUCCCAGAGGAUUUGUUGUUUUUCUAUGAACAUCUCCAGAAGGGUGGUGGAGUGUUUCGAGUGAACCAUUGCCUCCUGCUCUACCGCUACCAUCCCCAGGCUGCCACCCACUCUGUCCUGGAGGGAACCAUCUGGAAUCACCGAGUCAGGUUUCUUGAGGACAGAGUCCUGAGCUCCUGGACAUCAUUCACCAUUUGGAAUGCUGGCAAGCAAGGCAAGAAGCUCUACAGAAGCUUGUCACCAGCUAAUCAGAAAAAGGUAAUUGCAUUUUGUGAUGUCGAUGAAAAGAAAAUAAGAAAAGGAUUCUACACUUAUGAGGAAUCUGAGGAGAGACCAAAACCAAAAAUUCCUGUGUGUCACUUCAGGGACGCGACUCCGCCCUUUGUGAUCUGUGUGAAGCUGGACUUGACAGGCGGAGCCUUUGAAACAAACCUGAGCACGCUGAACCUGAAGGAAGGGAUGGAUUAUUAUCACUUUAACUAAACCAAGGGGCAGUGCUGCAGUCCUGUGGUUUGCACACCACCUCCUGUCAUCAUCCUGCUGUUGAAAUGGAGAAGUUCCUGUCUUUUCCCUUUCCCCAGGAAGGGCAGAGGAGCAGGGGCUGCACAUCUGUGGCUGGAAUGUGGCGCUGCCAGCCUGGAAUGCUCUCUGGAAUGAGGCUGCAAGAGCCCCAGGCAGCAGCUCCAGCCAUCCCACAUGUUCUGCAGCUGGCUGGGAACAUCCUCAGGGACACCUCCAUGAACCAAGCACCCGUGGGGC